AUGGCUUGUAAUCCGACAGCUGCCCCGAUUGAUGACCCUAUCAAACAACAGUCUUGGAUGAACGGCCAGUUGGAGCCCAGCCAGCUAAAGCAAGGUUAA
Messenger RNA from Gongylonema pulchrum, 99 nucleotides. NCBI's taxonomy places the organism in Eukaryota, Metazoa, Nematoda, Chromadorea, Rhabditida, Gongylonematidae. The record is from the annotation of a GenBank genome assembly.